CAGUCGUGCUCUCCGAGUUCCUGUCUCCCUCCUCGCGCCGCCCGGAUGGCCUCCCAGAACCGCGACCCAGCUGCCACCAGCGUCGCCGCCGCCUGCAAAGGAGCUGAGCCCAGCAGGGGCGCCGCCCGUGGACCCGUGGGCAAGAGGCUACAGCAGGAGCUGAUGACCCUCAUGAUGUCCGGUGACAAAGGAAUUUCUGCCUUCCCUGAAUCAGACAACCUUUUCAAAUGGGUGGGGACCAUCCAUGGAGCAGCUGGCACAGUGUAUGAAGACCUGCGGUAUAAGCUCUCCUUGGAGUUCCCCAGUGGCUACCCCUACAAUGCGCCCAUGGUGAAAUUCCUCACACCCUGCUACCACCCCAACGUGGACACCCAGGGGAACAUCUGCCUGGACAUCCUGAAGGACAAGUGGUCAGCCCUGUAUGAUAUCAGGACCAUCCUGCUGUCCAUCCAGAGCCUGCUAGGAGAACCAAACAUUGGUAGUCCUUUGAACACACACGCUGCCGAGCUCUGGAAAAACCCCACAGCCUUUAAGAAGUAUCUACAAGAAACCUACUCAAAGCAGGUCUCCAGCCAAGAUUCCUGACUGUCCA
Molecule: messenger RNA, 592 nt
Organism: Neogale vison (American mink)
Lineage: Eukaryota; Metazoa; Chordata; Mammalia; Carnivora; Mustelidae
Product: ubiquitin-conjugating enzyme E2 C-like
Exons: 1
Coding region: 46-585 (179 amino acids)
Source: RefSeq, a predicted model, not a curated record